UAGCAACAUGUAGGUAUGCAGUAUACCCAGCAUUUUUUUUUUCAUUCGGAACAGUUUUACAGGGCGUCAGCAUGUAAAGCGAUUGGGCAACUGGAGAGGCGACGCCAGAAAAAAAUAAAACGCCAAACAGUGCAGGCCCUAUUAUCGUGGCAUGGUGCAGUUCAUUUUGCGGAAAUGAUUUACCUGAAGUCGCGAACGGGACGGAGUAACUAACUAAUGGAGAACUUCGCGGAGGAUCCACGUUUCGUGUUUCGCGUUGAUGAAGAGGACUCCACAUCAACAAAUUAAACUCUGGAUCCGUCCAAAGUUUUUUGGGAAGGAAACAGAUUAAGGACGAAGGUUCUAAGGGGGGCGCUGCGCGAGCGCGAGCCGGCGGCGUUACGGGGAUGUCCCUGCAGCGCUCGGUGGGGGACCUGGUCCCCCAGGACAUCGCGGAGAUCCUGGCGCGGGAGCGGCACGGCAGCAAGGGCCGGAAGCGCCGCGGCGGCUCGCUGGGCCGCGCCUUCCGCUGGCUGAAGGCCCGCCGGAAGAAGAAGGGCGCGGCCGCCGGCGCCGGCGGCGCCAACGGGCUGGCGAGGGUGGCGGGAGACGGCAGGGUGGGGAAACACGCCCACCAGCACGGCCACGACGCGGCCAAAGGUCUUCCUAAACAGGAGCAGGAGACUAAGCCCAGCCUCUCUCCGCUGUACCCAGAGAAUGUUUUCGUCGAGGUCGACCGGCCUCAGUUCCUGCAGGACCUGCACACUGAGGCCCAGGAGGGGCUCAAAAUCCAGCAGCAGGAGGAAAAUGGAAUGGACUACCAGGAUGACGAGAGCAUGGUUUCUACGGCAACCCUGCAGACGGGGGAUGACACCAGCCUGGCCAGCAGCAUGAGAACCGUGGGGUCCGGGGACACCACCGACGCCAUGUCAUCCGUCUCCACGGUUUCCGGCGUUUCUGCCGUUUCCCCGGUUUCCGAAGUCUCUGCCGUUUCCGUUGCCUCCACUGCUUCCACCAGGUCCUCGCGCCUCACGCGGUCAGGGCUCACCAGGCAAGGCUCCACCUUCAAGCCCCUGAGUGGCAGCAGGAGGCCAGAGAAGAGCAGGAGGCGCAGCAAGCGGGCCACGGUGGCGGGGAUCCCCCAGCACAUCCAGAUGGAGCUGAGGCUGGACAAGGAGCGCUGGCAGACCUCGCCCACGGAGGGGCAGCUGCCGAACGGGCAGGACGUGGAGGAGGAAGUGGACGUGCUGCCGGACCCCGGCGGCACCCCGGAGGGCGUGCGGAUCCACCUGGCGGCGCUGGAGGGGCUGGAGUCCGCCGAGGAGCAGCAGCUGCUCCGGCGCCACCUGCAGGCGGUGUACCGCGACGACCUGGCCAUGGCGCGCACCGCCGGGCCCCGCCUCUCCCCGGGCCGCCGCGUCAAAUCCGUGGCGGUCCCGGGCUUGACCACGGCCGCGUCCGCCACCCUGUCCGCCGCCCCCCCGCCCGCCACCAGCCCGGCGGACCCCUACCCAUCCAGCCCGGUCAUGUACAUCUCCCCCCAGGCCACCUACAUGUCCAAGAUCAUCCCCAACGCCGUGCUGCCCGGCGACGUGGACGUGAUCGAGAUCAGCAGGAAGGGGCGGAGCCGGGGCAGCAUGCGCACGCUCAGCAAGACCAGCCUGACCGCGCCCAGCCCCGCCCUCUCCCGCGCCUCCUGGACCGGCUCCGACUCCUCCCACACCGUCGUCUCCGACUCCUCCACCAUUUCCUCGGGCGGGGGGCGUGGCCGGCGGAAGAAGCAGGGGGCGGGGCCUGCGGGCGGAGCGCAGCCGGCCAGCCCGGACCAGGUGAGCCUGCACAGCUCCAUCAGCUACUCCAGCAACAUCACCUCCGUCAGCCAGGUGGGCGGGGACAGCCGCAGGAGCGACGCCUAUUUCGGGCGGAGCCUGUCGGUGAAGAAGACGAAGAAGGACCCGCCGGCCCCGCCCCGCCGCACCAACUCCCUGCACCCCAACAGGCAGAGGCGGCGCUCGCGGGACGUGCCGGACGCCCCCGCCCCGUCCCCGAGCCUGGCCUACUCCGCCGACCAAUCGCAGGUCUCCUCCUCCUCCUCCUCCUCCUCCACGGUGGCCAGCCUGCCCAAGAUGCAGGGUAACGGGUUCCACAGGACCCUGUCCCCCUCCAGCGGCUACUGCAGCCAGAGCCCCGUGCCCACGCUGUCCCCCUACUCUGGAAACCCCACCCAGCAGCGAGCUCCGCCCGCCCUGCCCAAGGCCUCUUCUCUCAUGACGGCCGUCCUCGGUUUUGGGGGCGCCCCCCCGGACGUUCCAGCGCACCCUAAAGUGAAGGCGCCCACGCCCCCGCCCCCCGAGACCUGGAUCCACGACCAGCGGAGCUUCGACCUGCUGUGCGGCCCCCUGAGCGUGCAGAGGAACCUCUUCGUGGCCCUGCAGAAGGUCCGGCUGGAGAGGCAGCGGAGGCAGGCGCAGUGCCCCCUGGUGGCCGGAGGGGAAGCUUCGGCAGCGGGCCAGAGGAAAGAACCGCCCCCGGUCAUGAAAAAGACCGGCUUGGUUAAAACGGAGGUGCUCAAACACGCCGGUCCCGCGGCGGUGAGGAAGGGUAGCCCGCUGACGCAGGUCUAUGUGCAGACCCCGCCUCCUUCUCCUCCCCCCGCCCAUCACCCCCCGCCCCCUCCAGCCAAGGAAACGCCUCCCUCCUCGGUAUCGGAUUCGGCCUGGCCCCUCCCCCCGCCGCCCGCGGUGGAGCUCCUGCCGGCGGCCGUGUUUGAAGGGCCGGACGAGACCGACUUCCUCCCGCCCCCCCCUUUGCAGGAGGGAGCGGGCAGCCCCCCCGUCUCGGCCAACGUUCAGCUUGUGCCCCCCGUGAAAACGACGCCGCUGGUAACGGCGCCCCCCACAUUGGUUACCAUAAAAUCCAUGCCACCGGCUGCCCAGGAAGGCACGCCACCCGCUGCCAUAGUGACUGCUGUCAAGGCGAUUAUGCCCAACAACACAGCAAAGGUGACCCAGGCAUCGGCUGAGCCAGGAAGACCUCCUCCCUGUAGCACCAAUUCGCUAGAAAUGUCACUUUUACUACAGGGAAUCCCUCCCCCUCCAAAGGAAGCCCCGCCCCCUCCACCAGAUGCUCGAUCUGUACUACAGGGAGUCCCUCCCCCUCCACUGGGAAUUCCACCCCCUCCACAAGAAGCCCCGCCCCUUCCACCAGAAACCCGGCCUGUACUCCAGGGAGUCCCUCUCCCUCCACUGGGAAUCCCUCCCCCUCCACAAGAAGCCCCGCCCCCUCCACCAGAAGCCCCACCUGUAACACUGGAAGUCCUGCCCCCUCCACAUGAAGCCCCACCUGUAACACAGGAAGUCCUGCCCCUUUCACAGGAAGCCCCAACUGUACCACAGGAAGUCCUACCCCCUCCACAGGAAGCCCCAACUGUACCACAGGAAGUCCUGCCCCCUCCACAGGAAGCCCCACCUGUAACACUGGAAGUCCUGCCCCCUCCACAUGAAGCCCCACCUGUAACACAGGAAGUCCUGCCCCUUUCACAGGAAGCCCCAACUGUACCACAGGAAGUCCUGCUCCCUCUACAGGAAGCUCCACCUGUACCACAGGAAGUCCAGCCCCCUGCAGAGGAAGCUCCACCUGUACUUCAGGAAGUCGUGCCACCCACGCAGGAAGCCCCACCUGUACCACAGGAAGUCUUGCUCCCUCCACAGGAAGCCCCGCCUGUACCACAGGAAGUCCUUCCCCCUCCAAAGGAAGCCCCUCCUGUAACACUGGAAGUCCUGCCACCUCCACAGGAAGCCCCACCUGUUCCACAGGAAGUCCUUCCCGCUCCACAGGAAGCCCCUCCUGUACCACAGGAAGUCCUGCCACCUCCACAGGAAGCCCCACCUGUACCACAGGAAGUCCCACCCCCUGCACAGGAAGCCCCACCUGUACUUCAGGAAGUCCCGCCCGCUCCAGAGGAAGUCAAAACUUCAUUCCCAGCGGUGCCCACUGUGCCCCCACCUCCUCCGGCCCAGCCUUUGGAGGAGCAGACCCCUCCCACCUGUCCUGCAGAACCUGGCCCAACCAAUCAGGAGACUCAGAGCAGAGAGCCACAGCCAAAGAGCAGCCCUACUCCGAAGCGGGACGCCCGCGUUCCCAUGACUACGUCCACCCUGAUGCAGAUGGUGCGUAUGCGAGCAGGCGAGUCCACUGGAGCCCCCGUUCAGAACAGCAAGCCCAGGGACGCUGGGGAAAAACCGGGCCAGGGCCAGAACCAGAACCAAAACCAGGCGGAUGGACAGAGCGCUGCUGAGAAGCCCAAGACCCUGCCUGUAACAGCUCCGCCCCCCACCAUCAACUACCCACCUCCCGCCACUGGCUCCGCCCCCUCCAUGAGGCUCCAGGAGGCCAUCCGCAUGAAGACGGCGGCCAUGUCCCGCCUGGGGUCCCGCUCGCCUCGCUCCGCCUCCCCCUCCCCCAGCCCCUCCUCCCCCUCCCCCAGCCCCUCCCCUGCCUCCCCCUCCCCUUCCUCCCCCUCCCCCGCCUCCACCGCCAGCUUCAUCUUCGCCAAGAGCCCCCGAAAGGUCGUCAUAGAGACGCCCUCGUCGCCCGAGGGGCAGGCGGGGCUGAAGGCGGAUCUCGCGGCCGAGCUGGCGCGGGUCACCGGUCCCGCCAAAAACGCCAAGGUCCCGCCCCCUGUGGCCAAGAAGCCCGCGCAGCACGCUGACCAGGCCCCGCCUCCCGACCAAACGGCGACCGAAAAUGGCGGGGUGGCCGCGCCCGCCGAGGAGACGCCAGGAGCUCUACCAAAGGAGAACCCCGAAUCAUCCAACACCAAACCAGCAGGUGGCGCACAGCCCGCAAGCACAGACCAAGUGACCUUAUCUCCACCGCCUUGAUCAAUGGACCGACUGACCAAUCAGGACUGUGGGACAUAGUCUCUCAUUGGCCAUUUGUGAGGGAGGUGAAUUAAGUGCAGGUGUCAAGAGAAGGGGGAAAAAAGAAAGUCAGAGAAAGUGAGAGAUGGAGAUGGAGAGGGAGAGGAGAGAAAAGAAAGAAAAGACAUGGAACCAUUGGGAAAAAAAGACUGAAGCCUUGAGAAGACUUGGUGGCCUUAUAACAGCCUUUGUGUUUAUGCAAGAAAGGUGUUGGUCUUUAAUUUCUUAUAAAGUUACAGCUUUUUUGAGCAUUUUUCUGAAUUCCAGAAAGACUUUACUCUGGCUGCUGCCGAAUGCCAUGUCUCCUGGCACAGGGUGGACAAAAAACAUUUGUUUCUGAGGAGUUUUGCUGAAUUCACUGGCAGUUUGGUGAGGCGGUUGCACACAAGGUUUCCCUCUAGUGGUGCAAGAGGAGGAUGACCACCAAGACAUGGUUCAGGUGUGCUUGUUGCUUUGUAUUCAUAAAAAACUGGACACUAUAUCACUUAAAAUAUGCACUAUUCUUUCAUCUAGUUGUUCUGUUAAUCAUCAAAAUCAUCACUGUCGUCACAAUUAAACUAAUUGUUUCCUGUAUAUCACAUAAGCCAUCCAAUCCAAUGUGGAAACACAAAUAUGAGUAUUUUCUUUUCUUAUUUUAGUGUGGUUUCAUCAUUGUAAUUUAGUGGUCUGUUUUUGUGUAGGAAUGAGUAGCCUAUUCCGGCCGGGGAGUCCUGCGUUCACUACAAAGAAAAGAGUAUAUUUACAGAGCUAAGCUACAACAGCACUUUGUGCGGUAAAUGAGCCGCACCUUGUUUUUUAUGGUUGUUUUUUAUUUUUUUUUAUUUUAAUAUUCCUUAAGAUAGCAUUAUGGCACAGCCAUUUUUGAGACCUGUAUUAUGUUAAAUGUGGGCUGGAACUGCUGUUCAUCUUAACUGCUGCGGGGAGUGGGGGGGGGGGGGGGGGGCUGCAUGGCUUUUAAACUCUGUUCCCCUUCAGAGCUCAUGCAGUACAUACACACCUGCUCUACAGGGCCUGUUACACUGUCUGAUUCGAAACCACCACGGUUUUUUCUGUGUGCACCUGAUGUCAUGGCUCGAACCCGUCUCCCUGAACAGGUGCCCCCUCUCCCAUUUUCCCCACAGACUCUCGUUAAAAGACGGUUUGCUCCCUGAAGAGGUUAGUGUUACAGGCAGACAUAAACUUAACAUGAAAAAGUAUUUUUUUAAAAUCAGAUCAUAAAUUUCAUUUACCUUUGUUUCCUGUUGGUAAAAUACCGUUUUCUUCUCUCGUACUAAGUAACAUAUGGUUAUAUGUAUGCGGUGUCCUUUAUGUAAUUUUUUUUUUUGAUAAUCGUUUUCUUCUUGUAAAUUUCAAAUAAAUAGACAACAGUGUUGCUCAGUUCAGAGGGCGUGGUCACAGGACACUUGGGCGGACCGAAGGUGGACAGGAGAGCUGUUGAUAUAUAGCCACACCCCCUUCAUGUGAGGUGUAUUUUAGCCACACCCCCUCCUGUUUUGUGUAAGUUUAGGAACUAUGGGUAUCGAGGAGCCCAGCUUCAGGUGAAUCCCCCCUCCCCCGUGUACCUGACUGAAACCAGGUAUGCACACUUCUGUGUACAUUUGGUUAGACAGACGUGAAUCAAUCCUGACCAGGCAGGGCCUGCGGAUUUGUGGGUUUAAAAAAAAAAAAAAAAACAGCAGCUAAAGAGAGAGUCUCGGCUUGGAAAAGAAGUUCAGUUGUCAGUUUGGUCCCAGGACAGGUGUAAGGUAGCCGGGCUAACCGCAGAUUCACCCCCAAACAGAACAGCGCAGGUAGAGCAGGUCUGCUUUAUAAGUGUCUGCUCUGGGCUCACCUUCUCUUGAAAUGAUUAAACCCGAAAAUCUAAUUUCUGCUUUGCUUUUCUCUUCUAACUGUGGCACAGAUGUCCUUGCUCAGGUAAUCAGGGAAAUGGAAACAAACUCUCAACCACUGUCUGAAAAUUCUACCUUGGAAAUGCAAAAAAACAAACAAACAAACAAAAAAAAUAAUAAUAAUAUUGAUUAAAUAAUGAUGAUAUGCCAAUAAUGUACAGUUUAUUAUUCCUUUGUUCACAAAUGCUAUGAAUAAAUGAAAUGCCUUAGAA
Molecule: messenger RNA, 7002 nt
Organism: Anguilla anguilla (European eel)
Lineage: Eukaryota; Metazoa; Chordata; Actinopteri; Anguilliformes; Anguillidae
Exons: 8
Coding region: 387-4862 (1491 amino acids)
Biological process (GO): cell differentiation
Source: RefSeq, a predicted model, not a curated record